Myotis davidii is the source of this 1034-nucleotide messenger RNA. It is a transcript of the gene GRM8, whose product is annotated as glutamate receptor, metabotropic 8. The record is from RefSeq and is a predicted model, not a curated record. The annotation marks the transcript as partial. Gene Ontology annotation, cellular component: membrane. Gene Ontology annotation, biological process: regulation of synaptic transmission, glutamatergic; G protein-coupled glutamate receptor signaling pathway. NCBI's taxonomy places the organism in Eukaryota, Metazoa, Chordata, Mammalia, Chiroptera, Vespertilionidae. Gene Ontology annotation, molecular function: group III metabotropic glutamate receptor activity. The transcript is spliced from 2 exons.
AUUCUGCUGCAGGGCUGAUUUCAAGGACAUGGAUUGUUGACCUCAUCCCAACACCAGAACCUCGGCGGUUAUUGUGAUUUUUGCACCAUUCCAGGCAAGUUGACUUUAUAUGGAAAUAAAAUUGAACCUUAGAGGUCUGAUGGAAAUUCACUGUGACAUUCCAAUCGAGAAAACUUGCAGAAGCCCACAGAGCCUUUCCCAGGGGGCCUGAUGGUAGCCUCCAGAAGGUGCGGCCUCAGGUGGUCCCCCUUCUUCUGUGGCAAGAAUAAACUUUGGGUCUUGGAUUGCAACACCACCUGUGGAGAAAAUGGUAUGCGAGGGAAAGCGCUCAGCCUCUUGCCCUUGUUUCUUCCUCCUGACCGCCAAGUUCUACUGGAUCCUCACGAUGAUGCAAAGAACUCACAGCCAGGAGUAUGCCCACUCCAUACGCGUGGAUGGGGACAUCAUUUUGGGGGGUCUCUUCCCUGUCCAUGCAAAGGGAGAGAGAGGGGUGCCUUGUGGAGAGCUGAAGAAGGAAAAGGGGAUCCACAGACUGGAGGCCAUGCUUUAUGCCAUCGACCAGAUCAAUAAGGACCCUGACCUCCUCUCGAAUAUCACUCUGGGUGUCCGGAUUCUUGACACAUGCUCCAGGGACACCUACGCUCUGGAGCAGUCCCUCACGUUUGUGCAGGCGCUGAUAGAGAAAGACGCUUCGGAUGUGAAGUGUGCGAACGGAGACCCACCCAUUUUCACCAAGCCCGACAAGAUAUCUGGAGUCAUAGGUGCUGCAGCCAGCUCCGUGUCCAUCAUGGUUGCUAACAUUUUAAGACUUUUUAAGAUACCUCAAAUCAGCUAUGCAUCCACAGCCCCUGAGCUAAGUGACAACACCAGGUAUGACUUCUUCUCUAGGGUGGUCCCGCCUGACUCCUACCAAGCACAAGCCAUGGUGGACAUUGUGACAGCCCUGGGGUGGAAUUAUGUGUCGACACUGGCUUCUGAGGGCAACUAUGGAGAGAGCGGUGUGGAGGCGUUCACUCAGAUUUCGAGGGAGAUUG